Messenger RNA from Brachypodium distachyon (stiff brome), 1769 nucleotides. Its product is annotated as aspartic proteinase nepenthesin-1. The coding region runs from base 116 to 1447 and encodes 443 amino acids. Gene Ontology annotation, biological process: proteolysis. The record is from RefSeq and is a predicted model, not a curated record. Gene Ontology annotation, cellular component: extracellular region. Lineage: Eukaryota; Viridiplantae; Streptophyta; Magnoliopsida; Poales; Poaceae. The transcript has a single exon. Gene Ontology annotation, molecular function: aspartic-type endopeptidase activity.
CAUACGUGCGCAUGUGAUCCAUGAGCCAAGGGACACGGUAUAAAACACAGAUCCAGGAAUCCUUCUUGCUCACUUCACCGUAUAGCGUGCCACACUCGCCACCGGCCACUCCAAAAUGGCAAGCAUUCCGGCAUUCUUGCUCGUCCUGCUCCCACUGCUCCUCUCCGCCGCAGUCUCAGCGUAUCCCGAUGCCGGCUUCGGCUUCCAGGCCACGCUCACCCACAUCGACGCCGGGGCGGGGUACACGGAAGCGCAGCUGCUCUCGCGCGCCGUGCGCCGGAGCAAAGCCCGCGUCGCCGCGCUGCAGUCGCUGGCGACGACGACGGCCGCGGACGCGAUCACCGUGGCCCGCAUCCUGGUGCUGGCCAGCGAGGGCGAGUACCUGAUGAGCAUGGGCAUCGGCACGCCGCCGCGGUACUACUCGGCGAUCCUGGACACCGGCAGCGACCUCAUCUGGACGCAGUGCGCGCCCUGCAUGCUGUGCGUGGACCAGCCCACGCCCUUCUUCGACCCGGCCCAGUCCCCGUCCUACGCCAAGCUUCCCUGCAACUCCCCGAUGUGCAACGCGCUCUACUACCCGCUCUGCUACCGGAACGUCUGCGUCUACCAGUACUUCUACGGCGACAGCGCCAACACCGCCGGCGUGCUCUCCAACGAGACCUUCACGUUCGGCACCAACGACACGCGUGUCACCGUGCCGAGGAUCGCCUUCGGCUGCGGGAACCUCAACGCGGGCUCCCUCUUCAACGGGUCCGGCAUGGUCGGCUUCGGCCGCGGGCCGCUGUCCCUGGUGAGCCAGCUCGGCUCGCCCAGGUUCUCCUACUGCCUCACCUCCUUCAUGUCGCCCGUGCCCAGCAGGCUCUACUUCGGCGCCUACGCCACGCUCAACAGCACCAGCGCCAGCACGGGGGAGCCCGUGCAGUCCACGCCCUUCAUCGUCAACCCGGGGCUGCCCACCAUGUACUACCUCAACAUGACGGGCAUCAGCGUGGGGGGCGAGCUGCUGCCCAUCGACCCGUCGGUGUUCGCCAUCAACGACGCCGACGGCACGGGCGGGGUCAUCAUCGACUCCGGCUCCACGAUCACGUACCUGGCGCGGGCCGCCUAUGACAUGGUGCACCAGGCGUUCGCGGACCAGGUCGGCCUGCCGCUCACCAACGCCACGUCGCUGGCCGACGUCCUGGACACGUGCUUCGUGUGGCCGCCGCCGCCGCGCAAGAUCGUCACGAUGCCGGAGCUCGCCUUCCACUUCGAAGGGGCCAACAUGGAGCUGCCGCUGGAGAACUACAUGCUGAUCGACGGGGACACGGGGAACCUGUGCCUGGCCAUAGCGGCGUCGGACGACGGCUCCAUCAUCGGCAGCUUCCAGCACCAGAACUUCCACGUGCUCUACGACAACGAGAACAGCUUGCUGUCCUUCACCCCGGCCACGUGCAACGUUAUGUAGUCGCCGUAGCUCUAGCUAGCUCCUAGUUUCCCAUUUUCUGUUUAUGCAUAAUUGCGCCAUUUUCAUUUCUGUUUUGAUAGUUACUCCUAUGUGUGUUUUGGAUUUGGAUUUUGGCAGGGCAUUUAAUUAACUGUAGGUUGAUCUGCCAUAUUGUUCAUGUAUUGAUCUGUAUUCCCUCCAAUGCAUAAUAAGUGUCGGGGAGCCAGUACACACAUUUGUACUAACUUUGUACUGAAUCCUUGACACUUAUUAUGGAUCGGGAGGAGUAUCUGCUAAAGUGUCAUGAAUAAUAUCCGCUCGCUUACAAACGAGCUCUUGAAUC